Molecule: messenger RNA, 483 nt
Organism: Geosmithia morbida
Lineage: Eukaryota; Fungi; Ascomycota; Sordariomycetes; Hypocreales; Bionectriaceae
Product: large subunit ribosomal protein L25
Exons: 3
Coding region: 1-483 (160 amino acids)
Cellular component (GO): mitochondrial large ribosomal subunit
Molecular function (GO): structural constituent of ribosome
Source: RefSeq, a predicted model, not a curated record
AUGGCGACGACGAACCCCCAACAGUUGAUCCAGCUGGCCAAGUCGCUCCCGGCCCCCUUACAGCGCUUCCUGGCCCGUUGGCCUCCCGCGUCCAUCGUCCCCGAGGGCACCGCCCCGACCGCGUACCAGGAGGCUCGCCCCAACCCCUUCAAGGCCUACAGGAACCCGGCGACGGGCAAGUGGCAGGACGCCGUGUACUCGCAGCGCCGGCAGGCCCAGCUGGUGCAGAUGGCGCGCGACCACGGCGUCGAGCAGCUCCUGCCCGAGACCAACAAGGGCAUCGAAUACCGCCUCACCAAGCGGGUCGAGCACGGCCUGCGCGUCAAGGGUACCGGUGUCGGGCAGAGCGUCAAGGGUCACAUUCACGAGAGGCAGAUGAUUUCAAAGAUGGAAAAGAGGAGGAAGGCCAUGCUCGAAAUGCCCCAACUCAUCAGGGAAUGGAAAAAGGUUGGAAAGAACAACUGGACCAAGUGGCCGAAAUAG